Penicillium canariense is the source of this 1542-nucleotide messenger RNA. Its product is annotated as Sds3 domain-containing protein. Bases 1 to 1542 code for a protein of 513 amino acids. The transcript is spliced from 2 exons. Lineage: Eukaryota; Fungi; Ascomycota; Eurotiomycetes; Eurotiales; Aspergillaceae. Gene Ontology annotation, biological process: negative regulation of transcription by RNA polymerase II. Gene Ontology annotation, molecular function: histone deacetylase binding. Gene Ontology annotation, cellular component: Sin3-type complex. The record is from RefSeq and is a predicted model, not a curated record.
AUGGCCUACUCACCAGGGCCCCCAUCCCCGGGCGCUGGGCCUGCCUACCAUGGUGGUUUGGCCUCGCGGACACGGUCAACCAGCCCUCCUGGUGCAUCUGGGACUCUUUCCAAGCGGGAUAAACGCCGGACGGCGCUGCAGGAACGUCUGCAUGAUUUGACAGCCACCUUCUCUCAGAACCGCGACGGUCAAUUCCGACAGCAGCUCCAUUCUCUCCAGUGCGAUAUGACCCUUAUUAACAACGCGGAUCCGUAUCAAACUGGCCCACUGCCUGACUCCUCGGAGGAUAUCGCGCAGUUGAUUGAGGAGACUGUUGGCGGCGGCAAGUUUGCCAAGGAGAUGGCGAGCUUGUCUGGCACAUGGUACUCCAAGUUUGUGCAGGAGGUCAACAAUGUUAAGGAGCAGAAGGAUGCAGAAUUGGCACAGAUCAUGAACCGACACCAAAACAGCCUUGAGCGACACCGCCGCGAGUACGAUUUCCGGGUGCAUUUUGCCAAGGAAGAAUUCAACCAGCUGUCAACUACUCUGCGCGAGCGCCUGAUGCAAAGUAUCUCAAGCAAGCGGUCCCGCCUCAUGCGCGAGAAGGAGCAGCUCGAUAUUGCCGACACCAACGCGCUCCUGCUCCAUCCCAAUCAGUUCAGCAUUACCAACCCGGCCAGCCCUGGCGGCCUCCACAGCAAUCGCAAGACCCGACACACCCGCCAUCGCGUUGACCUCGAUGAACUCGGCAACGGCAUCGUCUCAGAGUUGAACAAGCGCAAGCGCAAGGCGCCGGAGGAGGACACCGGAUCUCCCGUGCGGGACGCGGGCGGCACCACCCCCGCCGAGCGCUCCAAGGCCUACCUCGAGAAACAGACGGCAGCAACGUACUCGAUGCAAUCGCUAUUCACGGACAAGGAGCUCAGCGCACACGCGAAUCAGGCGCACGUCGCGACAGUCCACUUCUUCUCAACCUCCAAGCGCCCCGACCAGAGCUCGGGCGCCGUCACCAACGGCAACAACACCGACGCCGAGGAGACCCCCGACGCCACCGGCCACGAAGACAACGGCACCCCUAGCGCCACCGACAUGAUGCGCACCGCCAGCCAGAACUUCCACGUCACCCGCUCGACCCGCGGCACGGCCACGCACAGCGCUCUCAGCGCCCUGGCGGAGCUGGCUGACAAGAACGCGACGCGCCCGGCCCUGCCCUACCACGUCCUGUCUAACUACCACGCCCGGCCGAACGGCAAUGCGCCUCCGCUGACCUCGCUCCUGAACGAGGAGGUGGAUGACGACCUGUCACGCGUGGACCGCCUGCACAGCAGCAAGCCCGUCGGCUGGAUCGACUCAUCUCUUCUCGACCUCGUCGUCGCGCCGCUGCCUGCCGACUCUGUCGAUGGCCACCCGCCGAACCCAGAUCGCUUUACCUCGCUGCAUCCUGACUUCCCGCCUGUGGUGGGUAUGCAGCUCCAGCCUGCGCGGCCCAACCUGGGCGCCGAGAUGUUCCCGUCUGUGGUGAUGGAGCGCGAGCGCAGUAGCAAGCGGACGCGCAACCACUGA